AUGCGACUUCAGCUUGACGGAUAUAUUGAGCUGCCCGGACUACUUGGACCGAUCGCACCGGAGCAUAUUGGUAAAAAGUGCCUGGUGCUUGAUUUGGACGAGACGUUAGUCCACAGUUCAUUCAAGCUAAUCCCGCAAGCGGACUAUGUCGUUCCUGUCGAGAUUGAUAACCAGUCGCAUAACGUCUAUGUAAUCAAACGGCCUGGUGUGGACACUUUUCUGCAAAAGAUGGGAGAGCUUUAUGAAGUUGUGAUCUUUACGGCCAGUUUAUCCAAGUAUGCCGAUCCGGUGUUGGACAUGCUGGAUAUUCAUCGUGUCAUUAAACACCGUCUGUUCAGAGAGUCUUGUUUCAACCACAAAGGAAACUAUGUCAAGGACCUCUCUGUAAUAGGCCGAGACCUGAAGAAUACCAUCAUCAUCGACAACUCUCCAGCCAGCUACAUCUUCCACCAGACUAAUGCGGUGCCCAUUUCAUCAUGGUUCAAUGAUCCGCAUGAUACCGAGCUGCUGGAUCUUAUCCCGUUUCUUGCGGAUAUGACGGUCGUGGACGAUGUGAACCCCAUCUUGGACAUGGCCAAUGAGGAACAGCAAUAAUACCUGGACUCUCUGCGUGAUGCACGACGCAUGUCCCUUCUCGCUCGCUCGCUCUCUCUCCCUCUUCCUUUUCCCCCCCCUUCCCUACAUACUACACGAGUAAAUAAUCAUUUCGUUUUUUUUUAUCCCCCUCCCCCCUAUCUCAAUGUACCUCUCAUGAAACCUGCAAUGAAAAGCAAGGAUGACAGCAACAGAAAUCAAAAACGCCUCUUUUAGAAGAGAAGACGAGGCUGAAAAAAAUAAAGAAAACGUAUAAUUCUAGCCGCUCAUUGA
Molecule: messenger RNA, 867 nt
Organism: Gamsiella multidivaricata
Lineage: Eukaryota; Fungi; Mortierellomycota; Mortierellomycetes; Mortierellales; Mortierellaceae
Product: HAD-like domain-containing protein
Exons: 5
Coding region: 1-594 (197 amino acids)
Cellular component (GO): plasma membrane
Molecular function (GO): phosphoprotein phosphatase activity
Source: RefSeq, a predicted model, not a curated record